UUUGCAGGUUGUGCAGACAACAGUAGACACUGUCCUUCUUGGGCUAGAGCAGGAUACUGUAAAGGCAUGUACGAAUCGUUCAUGAAAAGAAAUUGCGCAAAGAGCUGUAAACUAUGCGGUGGUGGCAACGGCGAGAACAGUGGUGGAUCGAGACAGUGUGAAUACAAACCCAGUGUUCGAAUUGUUGGUGGUGCCUGGCCGUGGCAGGCGCAAAUCAGGACACUCAGUGGAUUUCCUUUCUGUGGGGGAACUUUAGUUCAUCCACAGUGGGUUGUCACUGCUGCCCACUGCGUCGUGGGUAAAUCCCCCUCAAACAUUCGUGUGAGACUUGGAGCUCACAAGCGCACAUCCAAUGUUGGAAUCGAACAGGAUAUGAAGAUUGAAAAAAUCAUUUCUCACCAUAGCUACAGGCGACCUUGUGGCAUGGCUCACGAUAUCGCCAAGUUGAAACUGAGAACACCCGCUAAAAUUAACAAGGCUGUUAACCCAGUUUGCAUGCCAGGAUCAAGUGGAAAAGUUGCAGAUGGCAAGAAGUGCUUGGUCACAGGUAAAUUCAGACUAAUCUAUAGUGGGGCCUAUGGGUCAUCAAUCCACGACUCAAUGGUGUGCGCUGGGCUCGACGAGGGCGGUAAAGACCCCUGCCAAGGGGAUUCUGGAGGUCCCACGGUCUGUGAAGACAACGGAAAGUUCUUCCUGGAGGGUGUCGUGUCCUGGGGAAUCGGAUGUGCUUCACCAGGGAAAUAUGGCGUCUACGCGAGGAUCCGUUACUUGAAGCAGUGGAUUGACCAGACGAUGAAUUCAUAUUAUAAUAACAUGACAAUGCAUUCGUCAGUGGCACUCUGUGUUUUGGGCGUAGCAGUCUUGGCCGUUUUCGCACAAGGAUGUGAGGAUAAAAACCGAAAUUGCCCGCGCUGGCAACGUCAAGGGUACUGCAAAGGCAAAUACCAAAAGUAUAUGGAAGAGAACUGUAAGAAGAGCUGCAACAAAUGCGGUGGCGGUGGAGGCGGUGGUGGUGGUGGAUCAGGAAAAUGCGGAUAUAAACCCAGAUCAAGAAUUGUGGGUGGUACCGAGGCCCCCAAAGGAGCUUGGCCUUGGCAGGCAUUGAUAACAUCUCGGGGUUUUGGAUUUUGUGGAGGAACUUUAGUUGAUGAGCAGUGGGUUGUCACUGCGGCUCACUGUACUGCUGGUAAAUCUGCCUCAAGCAUUCGCGUAAGGCUUGGAGCUCAUUAUCGAAACAGCAAUGUUGGAACAGAACAGAAUAUGGAGGUCGAAAGAAUCAUCGAUCACCACAGCUACAAACGACCAUACGGCAUGGCUCACGACAUCUCCUUGCUGAAACUGCGCAGUCGCGCACAAAUAAACCGAGCUGUCAACCUGGCCUGCUUGCCUGGAUCAAGUGGAGAAGUUUCAGAUGGCAAGAUGUGUUGGGUUACAGGAUUUGGAACGUUGUCUUCAGGUGGCUCUCUAGCAACCAAACUCAUGCAGGUUGAAGUACCAAUCGUCUCUCAAAGUAGUUGCAAAAGGGCUUACGGCUCAUCGAUCCACGACUCCAUGGUAUGCGCUGGUCUCAGAGAGGGAGGCAAGGACUCGUGCCAAGGGGAUUCAGGGGGGCCGUUGGUUUGUGAAUUCAACGGAAAGUUCUUCCUCGAGGGUGUUGUAUCGUGGGGAAGCGGAUGUGCUUCACCAGGAAAAUAUGGCGUCUACGCACGGGUCCGUUACUUGAGGCAAUGGAUUGGCAGUACAAUGAGCCGAUAUAUUUUAGUUUUCGUUUUCUUUAACAUUGAUGGAAGUGAGUUUAAUUGGAGCAUAAAGUUGCGUUACUCUCACUGUCGCACCAUGAAGUCCUCAGUGAUGCUGAGCGUGUUGCUCCUUGCUCUCUUGGCAAGCCUCUCACAUGGUUGUGAAGACAAGACGGUAAACUGCAUAGAUUAUGUAAGUUACUGCAAAGUGCAACAUUGGGUAGACUACAUGAAGGAGAACUGUCAGAAAACUUGUAAGUACUGCAGUGGUGGUGGCGGUAACGGUGGUGGCAGUGACGGCGGCGGUGGUAACGGUGGUGGCGGUGACGGCGGCGACGGUAACGGCGGUGGCGGUGACGGCGGUGGAAACGGUGGAUCAGGGGAUUGUGGAUACAAACCCAGCACGCGAAUUGUUGGUGGUACUCAGGCCCCUCAAGGUGCCUGGCCGUGGCAAGCAAUGAUCAGAACUCCUUCUGGUUUCCCUUUCUGUGGAGGUACUUUGGUACAUCCACGAUGGGUUGUCACUGCAGCCCACUGCAUCUCGGAAGACUCGCCCUCAAGCAUCCGUGUAAGGCUUGGAGCUCACAAACGUAUGGGCAACAUAGGAACUGAACAAGAUUUUGAAGUUGAAAGGAUCAUCCCCCAUCACAGCUACAAACAACCCUACGGCAUGGCUCACGACAUCGCCAUGUUGAAACUGCGCAGGCCCGCACAAAUUAACAGAGCUGUCGGAAUGGCUUGCUUGCCUGGAUCAAGCGGAAGAGUCCCGGAUGGCAAAAGAUGUUGGGUUACAGGAUUUGGAACACUGUCUUCUGGAGGUUCUUCACCCAGCGUCCUCAUGCAGGUCUCUGUUCCCAUUGUUUCUAAAAGUAAAUGCAAAAGGGCUUACGGGUCAUCAAUCCACGCCUCCAUGGUCUGUGCUGGACUCGAUGAAGGGGGCAGGGAUUCGUGCCAGGGAGAUUCAGGUGGACCCAUGGUCUGUGAAUUCAACGGAAAGUUCUUCCUCGAGGGUGUUGUAUCGUGGGGAAGUGGAUGUGCUUCACCAGGAAAAUAUGGCGUCUACGCCAGGGUCCGUUACUUGAGGCAAUGGAUUGAUACUACAAUGAGCAAAUAUUAACAAAUUAUUAAAGGCACUAAAAAUAAUAACCACUGUUUGCGUUUAUUAUUAUUUAAGUCCUAGGACGUUCGGCCAUAACUUUGAUAGACAGCUCCCAACCCACAAAUAUACUAUAAAGCAAUUACAUAAGACGAGAAAAUUCAAAUUACAUCGACUAUUUUGUUGUGUCGUGUCGUUAUUUUGUUGUUCAUCCGUGUCCUUGUACAUUAACUACAUGCACUGUUUGUCUGCUCAGUUUGUCUUUCUCAAGUUUCCCCUUGUUAGCUCUGCUCCCCUCUACGACAGGAGUACAGCAUUCUUAAAUAAUUGUGUGUUACACUUGAUAUGCCUGUGGAAUGGCUCACCAAUUUGUCGGUCCUGUUCCAUAUCAACCAAUUAAAGCUACGAACAGAUUUUUAGCCGUUAACUAAAAAAACGCAUUUUUCUCCUACCUUGCACAACUGUGGCCUCUGUCUCAAAACAGAUGGGUGAGAAGGUUUAUACACCAUGAAAUUUUUCAUAUUUGGUUGCCAUCGUAUUUAUCUUACAUAAAGUAUUUACUUAUUUCAGAACUGUGGAACUCCGGAUGUAUCAAGGUCGUUACCUUAUUCUACGCUAGGUUUUUGUAGCCGUAGUUCAGCCGUUGGAUAAGCUUUGAUAGAGAUGAAUGUUUUGGUUGUAAAUUACUGGCUAAAGAAAUGUGUUCAAGAGAUCGUCAAGCCCUCGUGAACGUAAACCUUCCAGAACCUUUUACAUUGAUUUAUAUUUAAUUUACUCGAGUUGUUUUGGACAUUACGUUAUUGCCUUUUGGUGAUGAUAAUUAUGCAAUUUCUGACCAAAUUCGCAAAAACAUGCCCGCAUUGACUCAAAGACAGUCCUACCGGCCAGAAGUCCUCUGACCACCCCACUGGCUAGGAGAAUGGCCCCGUCACGCAUGCACGUGGCAUGGACCACUCCAGCAGGGUGCCAUGUCAACACAGAAGCCUCAAACAAGGUUGCGCCCGAAUCCAGGCGAAAACCUAGCGGGGAUGUUUUUGCGAAAUCGCUCAGAUUUAAAGUAGGAUAAAUCCUUUUCUAAGGUUUGACAUGAAAUCAGACUCUAGAGUUUGACAUGUUAUCAACUCAGGUACAAAGGCCUUGGUUCAAUGUUCUCCAGGGUUUCAAACCCUAUGCACGUGACCACAUUGGCGUGUUUUAAUUUAAAUAGUGAAAUCAUGCGUUUGCAGGCGGCUUGCUGUCAAAGGCAAGAAAGAAAGGAGGUUGUCAUGAUUUUGACUGUGUCGCGGGGACUUUGCUCAGUUGUUGAACAAUGCUUGAGAGGCGCAUGUCAAGUGGAUUGACGGACCAGUCUUCUUGCUAGCGAGGUGGUCGAGGCAUCUGGGACACUUAGGACUGUCUUAAGGUCUUUUGCGGGCAUUUUCUUGCAAAUUCGAGAUUUGUUGAUUAGAUUAAAUCUUUCACUAACGUUUCGCAUUGAAUCAAACUUUAGAUUUUGAUGUAAUUAAUCCAGCUCUGGUGAAAACAGGCUUCGCUCCAGUGUUUCACUGGGUUUUUCUGCACUCGGUCCGUACAUCCUGACGUACCUCGAUCAAAAUAUUGUCCUGUCCGGCCCUACCACUCAGUCAAUAAGUACAUAUUAUUUGCCAUAGAUAUUUCUGACUUAAUUUUCUCUCGACAUUAAUGACCAAAACCUUGAAAAAAAAAAGAAAAAAAAAAAACUGUGGAAACAACAAAUUUUAUCACAAAAAUGGACAAUUCCGGUUUGCAUUUCAGGACAUUUUUUUGCAGUGGGGAGUGGAACAGCAUUUUCUGGAAUUUUAGGAAUAGUGGACAACCUCGAAGGUAACAUUUCGAAAAUUUACUGCUAGGAAUGUCCGUUCCAUUUGAUUUUCUUCCCGGAAUCUAUUCAUAUGCAAAGGUUCUGCUUUGCAUGAAAAAGAGCUUGUGUGUUGUCCAUGUCAAAAAGAAAAAAAAAAUGUUAAAUAGUUUUUACAAAUUUUCGACGAUUUAUCAUCUAUUAAACAGUUAACCUAUUAGUUUGUUAUCCGAAUAAUUCCCAGCAAUUAUUUUCUCAGCUGACAAUUUGAACAAUUUUUGGCGAUCAGUAAAAUUCCUUUUCUAGGGGUUAAGGCAUUAUUAUUCAAUUUAUUCAAAUUUAAGUCACACUUUUAUGUUGUAAUUGUAAAGAUUCUAGAGGUUGCUGCUUACUCAAAUCUUAAACAACUACAGGCCUGGGGUAGCGCGGUGCGAGAUACUCGAACUCCACUUGGUACAUUCAAACUAUUUAAUGACAGAUCAAGUCCAUAGAUCUAGUUCACAACAGGUAGCGACUGAAGAAGUAGCGAAAACCAGUAAAUCGCUAGUAGUGGUAGCAGAUACGAAUAGGAGUACUAGUAGUAGUCGUCCAAAUAGAUGUAGUAGUAGUAGGUUCGAACUGAAAAGCGACAGUUAAGAAUACGUCCUACUUAGAUAAGGCAUAAAAUACAAAUCUAACAGGAUAGAACAAUCAUAAUAAGACUAACGAGAUCACAGCGUGAAACAAAUAGACGUGACAAUUGCAUGCUCAAGUGUAUUAAGGCCUGACUGAAGCACGGAAACGAGGCU
This is a messenger RNA of Orbicella faveolata, 5439 nucleotides long. Its product is annotated as trypsin-2-like. The record is from RefSeq and is a predicted model, not a curated record. NCBI's taxonomy places the organism in Eukaryota, Metazoa, Cnidaria, Anthozoa, Scleractinia, Merulinidae. Gene Ontology annotation, biological process: proteolysis. Gene Ontology annotation, molecular function: serine-type endopeptidase activity.